AGUGCUUCAUCGAGGCAUAUCCAUCGUCGAGUCAUUUUGGAUUGCACGGAAAUCUUUAUCGAGACACCCAGCGACUUCAGGGUGCAGAGUGAUACCUACUUAAGCUACAAGUGCCACAACACUGCCAAGGGACUGCUGGGCAUCACCCCCAAUGGGUUUGUGUCGUCUUUGAGCGACAUUGCCCCCGGCCGCGUCUCUGACAAAGCCCUGACCGCAUAUUCCGGGAUAUGCAACCUUCUUGAGCCCGGAGACUCUGUCAUGGCAGACAGAGGCUUUUUGAUCACUGAAGAGGUCGAAGCUGCAGGGGCUAAUCUCAACAUUCCACCUUUCCUUGGGGGAAGGCCACAAUUCUCCUUGGAGGACGAAGCGAAGAGUAGGGCGAUAGCGAAGGUUCGAAUCCUCGUGGAACGAGUGAUCGGACAAAUGAAGUGUUUUCUAAUCUUGAGGGGUACCUUCCCAAACAGUAUGAGCAAGAGCCUGGAUUCUAUCUGGAAGGUCUGUGCUUUGCUGUGCAAUUUCACAAGUGAGUCACUGCUCAGUCGAGCCUAGAGCUGCAGUCUUGUGGCUUCGUAAACGGUGCA
Messenger RNA from Ixodes scapularis (black-legged tick), 581 nucleotides. RefSeq lists its product as uncharacterized. The record is from RefSeq and is a predicted model, not a curated record. Lineage: Eukaryota; Metazoa; Arthropoda; Arachnida; Ixodida; Ixodidae. The transcript has a single exon. The annotation marks the transcript as partial.